CUAUGUGUUUGUGUGCUUAUCAAGCAGCUUUAGUAAAUAUCAAUGAUUUUAUCUUGUCAAGAAUGCAAGUUGCAAUGCCUCAUAACCUGGAUUAAUAAGGCUUCAGAUUCCUGAGUGAUGUCAAAAGUUUUAUAAAUUGGUUUAAUUAUAUAAGUUUUCCAGGCUCACCUCCUACCGUUCUGCAGCACUAAAAUAUAGGUUUGUAAAGGAGCACUUGUUUUCCACACAUGGUGUAUAUGGGAAGGACACAUCCAGGUUCAUGAUUGGUGUCACCAUGGCCGAUAUAGCUUUGGACAGUAAAAUUACGGAACAUAUUCAAGGUUGUGAAAUUGAAAGUAAUGAUCAUCUUGAAGAAGAGCUUAGUAAAGAAGAAACAAAAACUCAAGACAGUGUUUCAGUGAACCAAACAAAACCACCAGUAAAACCAAAACCGAACAUUUCAAAGUUUAUCCUAAAUCGAAUACGUAAUGCCGACUUUAAAAAUUCAACAGUGCGGUACUCCAGCCAGUCUGCGCUGUCACACAUCCCUGGAGAAAAUGAUGAACGUACAACACAAUCCAUGUUUAUUGAAUCAACCAAUGAUUCAGACUUUACCAACCUAAAAAAUGAAACAAGGAAUACUGUGAUUGUUGCAGAGGUAAAAGAGAAGGAGGAGGAAGCUGACAAAGCAAAAAAUAGUGUUGCAAUAAAUGAAGAUGUAAAAAUUUGUGAGUCAAUAGUUCGCAAGGAAAAUAUAAAUAAAGAUGUUAAUGAGAAAAAUGAUGUGAAUGAGGAGAUUACAGAAACGUAUGAAGUGUCGGAAACGGUACUUGAAGAUUCAACCAGUGAUGUUGCAGAUGGGGACACCUGUAUUGAACAUACAGGUGAUGACCAUCCUUAUGCAAAUAUUGAUUUUAGCCUUGAAGAUGAUAAUGAUUAUGUGAACUUAGAGCCAGGAUCUCAGUUUGCAAAUCAGUGUUCCUCUGCAAAACGAAAUUCUCAGGAGCCUUCAAGUAAACUUCCUAUACCACCUCCUCGACGAUCUAAAAGUCUUUUAGAACAAGCUUCAAAGACUAAUGAAAAGAAGCAAAUAGUUAAAAAAACUAAGAAAAACAGUCCCGUCCAUGUCAGGAGAGAGAAAAGGCAACAGCACUGUCUGGAACACUCCCAAUCUCUACCAGAAAGUAGUCAAUUCUUGGAGGCUAAUCAUAAUUCCAUUGUUGAUCCUGAAAGACCUUACAGUAAUAUUAGACCUACUCCAAUCAGACGGCAGAAGAAGUUUGAUAAAUCUAAUAAGGAGAUUUAUGCUGAGUCUGCCAAAAGGCAAUCAAAUCGAACAUCUUCAAAUAGUCCUGUAGCAAAAAGGAAAGAAAAAAAUUUGAGUGCAGUGAAAAAGAACAAAUCAAAAUUAAUAAAUGAAUCCUCUAGGAGACAAAGGACAAUCUCUGCAAAUUCUGCUCUAGAUCCGAAGUUGGUGGAAAAGGAUUCACCAGAAAAGUCAAAGCCUCCAGUGAAACCUAAGCCACCAAAACGAAAAAGCAGGAAAGAACGUUCAAAAACAAUGACUCCAGUUGUACCUGAACAGGUUCUUAGUAAAGAAAAUGAUACUGAUAAUGCACGUUCGUCGACACUCACAGCGCCCCCAAGGAAAAAUCGUAGCAGAUCUGUAGAAGUUGUUUCAAAAGAUACAUUUGACUUGCCAUCAAGUGCGGAGCUUAAGAUAAAGCCAAUGCCUGAGUUAUCAUCAAAGCAAUCUUCUGAAAAUAUCAAUGGGUCCAUUUAUAAAACAAACUAUAUAUCUGGAAAUCCAACAAAAAAAACUACAAAACAGAAAAGCCACGGGUCUGUAGCUAGGCCUUGCAGACCUGCUCCUCCUCCACCAGUCAAGAGCAAAUCAUGUGACAGUGCUAAUAUAGCAACAGGAACAUUUUAUUCAAUGGUGAAUGAUGCAACAUAUGCUGUUGUUAAUAAGAACCGUAAGGAUAAUUUAUCAAAAAGCAAAACAGAAUCUGGAAUUAAGGGAGAGGGAUCAGAUGCAAGGCUACCAUCCACUCCACACAAAGUCAUUUCAGACUUGCAUACCUUCUCAUUUCCUAGUGACAAAAUAGAUUCUACAAAAGUUGCAGCAAGAAUGUCUGCAGAAAUAGAGGCUUCUGCCGGGCCAGAAGUCACUGAUAAUAAAGAAAAUACUUUGGAAUCAGAAGUAUUGGAGAAUGCAACCGUUGAACAGUUGAAGUCUCCUCUCAGUCGCGACAACAGUGGCAGCUCCGGUAGGGGCAGCUUUCAUUCCAGUGAAAAUCGGAACUCUGGGGAAGGCAAUAGAAACAGUGGCUUAAGUGAUGAUUAUGUCUUACCUGACAUCAAACCAUUAGAUACAAACAAAGACGAGCAGAUAUACGUUAACCAAAUAGCAUCACCAGACUUGCAUCGGAAAAUAACCUAUCCAUCACCAGUUCUUGGCACCCGUUCCAUUCCAAUAAAGCCAAAUGAAAGUGUUGAUGACCAGUCAGAGAUAGAACUACAAGACGGAUAUGAAGACAUGUCAAAGUUCGCACGCAAGCAGAAUGCGCAAAAUAUCUACUCCGUACCGAGAGCUUGCAACCACACUCCAACUGAAGAUGGCAAAUGUGAAUGUGCAGAUUUCACCGAUAGUAGUGGGGAUGAAGACGGUGGAUCCCUAUCUGAUGAUGAAAUUGAAGAAUAUGGGAAUUACGAGCCCAUCAGUGAACUGACGCAGUCAGGCAAGCAUAUUGUAGAACAUGUAGAAAUGACACCUGAACACAGACGCAAGGUUCUUUUAGUUGCAAAUGAGGUCCGCGACUCUGAAAGAGUGUUUGUUGAUGUCUUAAAGCUGUUGAAUGAGGAUUUCCGUUCAGCCAUUGAACAUGCAAGUUUUAACACCUCCAGACCUGUUAUUGAUGAGAAGGUCCUUGAUCAGAUUUUGGGGCAACUUCCUCAACUACAGAUGUUCAACGAGGACCUGUUGGAUGAUUUGGAUAAAAGAAUCGAGGAGUGGGAUGAAAAUCCAAGAUUAGCUGACAUAUUCCUAAAGAAAGGUCCGUAUUUAAAGCUGUACACAACCUAUAUAAGAGAUUUUGAGAGACUAUGCGCCAUCUUUGAUGAGGCAUGCACUAAGUACUCGUUUUUUGGCCAAGUUGUCAGGGAUUUCGAGGCUAGCCCACGAUGUAUGCAUCUUGCGUUAAAACACUACAUGCUCAAACCCAUCCAAAGAAUACCACAGUACAAGCUUCUGCUUACAGAUUACCUCAAAAAACUAAAUCCUGGUUGUGAAGAUUAUUCAGAUACACAAGCGGCUUUAAAAAUUGUGAGUGAGGUAGCAAACCAUGCAAAUGAAACCAUGAAACAAGGGGAUAACUUUGAAAAGCUACUCCAAAUUCAGCAUAGCCUUAUGGGAAAUCAUGAAAUAGUGAAACCAGGAAGGAUUUUCAAGAAGGAAGGAAUUCUGCUAAAGUUGUCCCGAAAGGUUAUGCAGCCCCGAAGGUUCUUCCUUAUGAGUGACUGCUUGCUGUAUACAACACCAUACCCAUCUGGACAGUACAAACUCAACAACGAAUUAUCCUUAGCUGGAAUGAAGGUUAGCCGGCCUGUUCAAGAAGACUUCCAGAACGAGUUUAGUAUCAUCAGUGUGCAGAGGUCAUUCACAUUGUCUGCAAGCACACCUGAGCUACUAGAUGAAUGGAUAGAUGCUUUAAUGACAGCAAUCACAGAUUAUGCUCAGAAGAAAAGUUCUUUCAAUCUAAUGCGGCCAGACUCUAUGACAGAAGGCAACUUGAUGAGUCUUGGUCGUAAAGCGCCUGUAUGGAUCCCAGAUGGCCGUGUGACCAUGUGCAUGAUUUGCACCUGUGAAUUCACCAUCACCUGGAGGCGGCACCACUGCAGGGCCUGCGGAAAGGUUGUGUGUGGAAAUUGCUCUAACAACAAGCUGCCCUUAUCAUACCUGUCCAAGGUUGCAAGAUGCUGUGAUGAAUGCUAUUCCUGUCUUAAAGAAGAUUGUCCUGAAGAAGAUGAGAAAGAAGAUGAAACUUUAAACAAGAUGAUGAAAAAGAAAAAAAACACAACAAAAGGAAAGAAAACAAGGGCAAACAGGAAGAUGUCUAGACCAUCAGCACUUAAAGAGGUUGCUGCCAACGAGUGUAACAUCACAAUGAGUGGAUACCUGUUCCAAAAAGGAGCUAAGAAACAAUGGAAAAGAUACUGGUAUGUAAUAAAAGACAAAGUGCUGUAUACUUACAAAGCCAGUGAGGAUGUUGCUGCAUUGGAGAGCAUGCCGUUAUUGGGAUACGACAUACGAGUUAUCAAUGAGUACUAUGAUGGGGUUGAAGCUGGACUAGUUCUACAGUUAUUUCAUCAAGGACGACAAAUUCGAAUGUUUAGGACAGAAAGCAAAGUUGCAACUGAAAAAUGGAGAGAUGCCAUGCAUAGCGCCACCAUACUGUAAAUAAUGGACUUUAAGGAGAAUGUACGGAUAAAA
Anneissia japonica is the source of this 4471-nucleotide messenger RNA. RefSeq names its product FYVE, RhoGEF and PH domain-containing protein 6-like. Gene Ontology annotation, cellular component: cytoplasm. The transcript has 24 exons. Gene Ontology annotation, molecular function: metal ion binding; guanyl-nucleotide exchange factor activity. Bases 260 to 4438 code for a protein of 1392 amino acids. The record is from RefSeq and is a predicted model, not a curated record. Lineage: Eukaryota; Metazoa; Echinodermata; Crinoidea; Comatulida; Comatulidae.